AUGAAUCUAGGCAAUGCAAGUGCUCCAAAGAUCUUCAUUCUUUUGGGAUUCUCCAACCAUCCAUGGCUGGAAAUGCCCCUCUUCAUAAUGGUGUUUGUUGCUUAUGUCUGCACAGUGCUGGGAAAUAUCUCAAUUAUUGUUGUAUCCAGGAUAGACUCUCAACUGGACAGUCCAAUGUACUUCUUCCUUUCCAACCUCUCCUUCUUGGAUCUGUGUUUUACCACAACCACCAUCCCUCAGCUGCUUCUGAAUCUUUGGGGCCCAGAUAAAUCUAUCAGCUACGCAGGCUGUGUGACACAGUUUUAUGUUUUUCACUUCCUGGGGGCUACAGAAUGCAUCCUCCUGGCUGUGAUGUCUUUGGAUCGUUACAUGGCCAUAUGCAAGCCCCUAAGGUACUCAGCCAUCAUGCACCAGCAACUCUGCAUCCUCCUGGUGUCCAUGGCAUGGCUGAGUGGUUUGGCUAACUCCUUGCUUCAAUCAACCCUCACUGUCAAGCUGCCACUUUGUGGAAACAACAAGGUAGACAACUUUCUCUGUGAGGUCCCAGUGAUGAUCAAGAUGUCUUGUGCUAACACCGCCUUCAACAUAGCUAUGCUCUCCAUUGUAGGGACUUUCUAUUCCCUGGUUCCCUUGUCACUUAUUCUUAUUUCCUAUGGGUUCAUUGUAGCUACUGUGCUUAGGAUUCGUUCCUCAGAGGGCAAGAAGAAAGCCUUUAAUACGUGUGGUUCUCAUGUUGUUGUUGUGUCUCUUUUCUAUGGGCCAGUGAUCAGCAUGUAUGUACAACCCUCAUCUUCUAAUUCUCAGGACAAGAACAAACUUCUGUCCCUGUUCUACAGUUUGGUGACUCCUAUGCUUAACCCUUUUAUCUAUACUUUGAGGAACCAGGACAUGAAAGGAGCUAUGAAGAGACUUCUUGUCUCAUUGUAUCACAGGGGAACAGAGCAAACAUAA
Molecule: messenger RNA, 951 nt
Organism: Microtus ochrogaster (prairie vole)
Lineage: Eukaryota; Metazoa; Chordata; Mammalia; Rodentia; Cricetidae
Product: olfactory receptor 2B11-like
Biological process (GO): G protein-coupled receptor signaling pathway
Cellular component (GO): membrane
Molecular function (GO): olfactory receptor activity; G protein-coupled receptor activity
Source: RefSeq, a predicted model, not a curated record